Molecule: messenger RNA, 2652 nt
Organism: Trichoderma gamsii
Lineage: Eukaryota; Fungi; Ascomycota; Sordariomycetes; Hypocreales; Hypocreaceae
Product: sulfatase
Exons: 1
Coding region: 1-2652 (883 amino acids)
Source: RefSeq, a predicted model, not a curated record
AUGGAAUCGACGCGCCGCUUCACCAGCGGCAUGGCGUCUCGCAUGCGGAUUCCCAGCCCAACGCGGCGACAAUUCUAUACCGUUACAUCGACCGUCUCGCUGCUGACUGCGCCUGUUUUGCGGGUGCUGUCUGCCUUCUUUGCCCGAUUUGCAAAUAGACGGUUUCUGUUUGCUAUAGGCGUCAUGGCCGUGAUCAGCGCCAAGCUGGUCCACAUAUAUGCCCACAUAACAGCCAUUGCCUUUCGCUCCAUGGCGCAAUGGGGCCUCACAUUUUACACUCAAGAUACUGCUUUCUUAAUACUAAUACGGCUGUUGCUCGAUACCGACUUGUACCCCUGGAAGUGGCUGCGACUCAUCCUGACGGCACUGGCCUCGCUUCUCGUCACCUUUGUGCUGGCCCUGGCGGCCAUCAACAACUCCUUCUUCAUCGUCGCAGGCUCCGAGCCCCAUUGGCGCAAUGCUGGCCUUGCGAGCGAUGCGGCGUCGUGGAAGCUGGCGGUUACUGGACUCUUCACAUGUCUUAUUGUGUUGGCGGUCAUCUUCGUUAUUAGCUGGCUGACGCAGGACAUCUUCUACUUCCUGGCUGGGCUCGGUUUGAAUCUGCUCAAAUGGCCGUUUGCUUUCCUCUACAGCAAGCUUCCUGCCCGCUUCCGCCCUGCGACGCCCACUUCAAGAUACACUCACAUCCCACAGCAAGAUAUCGAGAUCGGAUCCGAGCUCAUGGGCAAAGAAGACGACGAGGUCGAUUCCAGCACCUCUGGCGGCUCUAGCAUUGCCUCCGACAUGCGACCAACCUCGAAGUUGACCAUUGCCCUAUAUGUCUUGGUCGGCGUCAUCAUGCUUCUUCAGGUCGUGCUGUACAUUGCCCGGCCAGACGAAGGCUCCUACGCCUACAUGUCAUGGACUCUGCCGUUGAUUCCUUUCGCAGACUUUGCGCACUCGUCGCCUAUUCUGGCCACACUCACCCCCGUCUUUGAUACUAGCAUUGGGUGGAACUGGGAUAACCAAACCGCACUGGCCGACCCGAUUCGAUGGGAAUGGCUGCCAAAGGAUCCUCUUCCGGGCUUCCAAGAUUGGUAUGAGAAUGGGGAAAAGCACUAUCGUGCUUCCCAGGACCCCCUGAAAAUCUCAAACCUUAAAAAUGAUGUCCUCCCGGAGCUCCGCGAAAAGCUGGCAAAUAUCAACAUCAAGAACGUGGUACUUAUUAAGCUCGAAAGUACGAGAAAGGAUGCUUUCCCCGUCAAGAAGGAUGGUUUAUUUUAUAAACUUGCUGUGGAGUCAUUUGAGAACGGUACUCUGCCAAAAGCAGCCGAAGAGAAGAUCUCCACGCUCACUCCUACUGCCAAUUUCCUGACAGGAGAUUACAACGAUGGCUUCGAGCACAAGGAACAGAAGCGACGUGGAGGUCUCAACGCGAACAACUGCCACACGUCCGCCACUUACACGCUCAAGAGUUUGACCGGCACUCUCUGUGGACUGUCACCUCUCGUUGGCGAUUUCAACGCUGAAGUUUCGCAUCACAUCUACCAGCCCUGCUUGCCUCACAUCCUCGAUGCCAUGAACCUCAACUUGGCAAACUCUUCUAAGCGCGCUGAUAAGAAUGACUUUACUACCCAGAAGUGGAAGUCAUCAUUCAUGAUGUCGGUUACCAACACUUUUGACAAACAAGACCAGCUCAUGGUCCAGCUUGGGUUUCCAAAGAACAACACGGUUUCAAAAGAAUACCUAAAGAGUGAUGAGGCCAAGUUUGGUAAGACGGAUGUGGAGGAUAUCAACUACUACGGAAUGCCCGAAGAUGUCAUCGAAGAUUAUGUCCGCGAUGCGUUCAAGUCGGCCAAGGAAAACAACGAGCGAGUGUUUUUGACCCAUCUGACCAGCACCACGCACCAUCCCUUCGGAUUGCCCGAGAACUUUACGCAUGUUCCCAUCACCAGCGAGGAAUCUGGCAAGCUAGAGAACGUAUCCAAGUACCUGAAUGCUAUUGGAUUCGUCGAUCGUUGGCUGCAAAAAGUUUUGGACAUCCUGGACGAGCAAGGUGUUGCGGACGAGACCUUGGUCAUCUUUGUCGGUGACCACGGUCUCUCUGUCCCGGAGAACGAUGGCAUCACACCAUACUACAAUACCAACAUCGGUAACUUCCAUGUUCCGCUUGUCUUCUCUCAUCCUCAGCUCCCCGCCAUCGACAUCAACGAUGCCGUUAUCUCAUACGAAAUUCUGCCCACAAUCCUCGAUUUGCUGCUGGAAACCGGCUCACUCUCCGAGUCCUCGACUGGCAUUGCCAAAGAUUUGAUUGAAAAUUACGAGGGACAAUCGCUUAUCCGACCGCUCAUCAACUUGAAUGAGAAGACUGGCCAGCCCAACUGGCAGUUUUCCGUCAUGAAUCCGGGUCGCGCCACCGUUGCUGUCCGUGACACCGUCCAGCCACAUUGGAGACUGACGGUACCCAUCAUUGAGAACACUGAAUGGCGAUUUACCGACUUGGACACGGAGCCUCAUGAGGAGAAGCAUCUUGUUGCGUUUGACUUUGGCGCCUUUUUGCAGAAGAUCGAGGAUGAGAGAUCCGCCGAGGCAGCACACUGGGCUGAAAAGGCAGCGUUCGUCGCCCGAUGGUGGGUUGAGGAAAACAGUCUCCGCUGGCACUACGACCCUUGA